Molecule: messenger RNA, 2178 nt
Organism: Oenanthe melanoleuca
Lineage: Eukaryota; Metazoa; Chordata; Aves; Passeriformes; Muscicapidae
Product: alpha-protein kinase 3-like
Exons: 5
Coding region: 1-672 (223 amino acids)
Source: RefSeq, a predicted model, not a curated record
AUGAGGCGAGAGGAAAAACACGCGGCUGUCUUUUCUCGAGCUACUUUCGGAAAACAGCUUAUGAGCCAUACGCGACUCGCUCCGAGAACGACCCGGAGUUUCACCGGGCGGGAGAAGGGUCGGGGGAGCGCGGCCCCGCCGCCCGCCGGGCAGGAAGCGCCCGCCCGCCCCGUCCCGUCCCGCGGAGUCACGAGUCCACGAGUGUCGGGCACUUACCGCUGCUCACCCGGUACGCCCCGCUCCGGCCGCCGCCUGCCCCGCUCGCCGCACGGCCGCGGUCAUACACCCCGCGCCGGGGGACGGGCUCCGGGACACCGCCCGGCGGGGCGGGGCCGCCGCCAUCUUGGGCGGGAGGGAGCGGCGCCUCAGCCGCGGGCUGCGCCGAGAGCCGCCCUCAGCGGGGCCGGGCCGACGGCCAUCCCGGCCCGCGAGUGGCACCUCGUGGGAGAGGGAUGCUCCGGGCACGGGACCUGCCUCGUGGGCUGUUUUAAAGAGACAGAGUGUUUCCAUUCUUUGCGGACGAUCGCGAGUUUGUGCUCCCGCCUGUGGCUCUUAAGUGUGCUCGCCCAGAGGCCUACCAGAUGCAACCUUCAAUUAUUUUCCUGGAUGAGAUUGAUGCUCUUGCUCCCAUAUGUGCCAGUGAACAAGGCCAGGUUCAUAGCUCUGUUGUAGGAACACUUCUGGCACUAAUGGAUGGCUUCACUGGCAGGAAGGUUGUGGUAAUCAGAGCCAUCAGCAGACUGGAACCUGUACAUCCUGCUUUACAAAGACCUGGACACUUUGUGCGAGAAUUCCACUUCAACUUGCCAAACAAAGAGGUCAGAACUUCAACUCAGCCUUAGUGCUUAUGAGGCAAAGUCCAUCUUUAUAACAAAUCCCUGUAGUAAGCCAGCAUUGCAGAGCAGUGCAAGUCUCCAUCAGCAAUGUCCAGCUUGGACACCAGAGAGCUGUCUGGAGACUGCAUUUACUGUGGAGGCCAGACCUGGUACUGGAUAUGUCUGAAGAUGACCUCAACAGGUAGUUAAUUCUCUGAUAAUUUUUGGUUUCACUUUGACCAGUGUGGAAAUGGGAUGCUGCCAGACACCAAAAUGUUUAAAAAAGAAUGUGUUCCUGAAUUCAUUAUAAUUAAUUAUGGCUAUAGCAUCUUGAAGGCAAAAAAAAUGGUGUGCACACAAGGAUUUCUUUUUUGGUAACAAAAGCUUUGAUCAAGGCUGGUGCUAGAGCAAAUUAAGUGUGUUGGGAUCUAAUGUUCUUACUUGUACUUAUUAACUUGGACUUGGACUAAGGUGUAAAGCACACUGCACAGGUGCAAGGCUUGGGAACAUUCUAGCUCAUUUGCAACAGCUAAGCAAAAAAUAGGUAUGUAGCAAGCAAAAAGUUUUGGAAUGGGAAUGGUGUGUGGGGGACAGUGUGCAAAACUGGAAACCUGGUUUUGUGUUUUUUCUCUGGCUAUCACUAAUACUUUUUACCACUUUUUGAAAAAAAAUAUAAAAGGCUUCUUGGAUUGAAGGCUAGUAGAAAUGCACUAAACAGCACAUUUAACACAAACAUUUGUCCCCAGUUUUUAUUUGCUUCCAGGAACAAAAGAUGAGGUGCCAUGAAACAGAUCUAAUACAUGAUUCCCUACUGUGGAAGACUUCUAAAAAUCUGCCAUAAUUAAUCAGGAAAUACUUCAAAGAAAGUCUUGCAAAGAUCAGAGAUAAGUGACAUUUGACAUUUUCUGGAUAAGUGACAGUAAUUUGAGUUAUACAUGCUCUUCUUGGUAGUAACUAGCAAUUUGAAAGGGAGUGCAAGGACUGUUUUCUAGCUAGAACUGGCAGAAAAACAAAUUUAUUGAACUGAGACUGUCACCAUUUUUUUUUUCAUUUUGCUAAAUUGCAGAGAAUUUGAUGAAAAAAUCUAAGUUUUCAGAUAAGGUUUUUACAAAUUUUUCCUCAUGAUCAUUAGAUCUAACGCUUAAGAAAACUCACUUUUGAUGGAAGAUGCACAUGCCUUUUAUUUCACUGCAACUCAUAGCAAGUGUUUAAUCUAACAAGUUGAGAAUUAUUAACUUUCCUACUUGAAGACACAAAGAGUGUAUCAAUAACAGACCUUUAAAGAUAAGGAAAGUAUUUGUGUUGGGGUGAGGGCUUUGGCGGGAGGCAAUUGUGUUUUUAUAAGAGAAAACUUAAGGCAAAC